AUGGAAGAAUCAACUUCACUAGUUUGUAAUCUUGGGAUUUUGGAGAAGCUCAAUGACAAUUCAAUUCAAGAAAUUAUCAAAAGCUACGGCGGUUUCUGUACCACCACAGAAUCUCUCCUCAACGGCGCCGGUGAUCUCUCCGUAGGACCGGAGUUCGUGUUGCACGUACACUCUCUCUGCAAGCACGGCCUCCAAUCUCUUGUUUGUGACCACUUUCUUCUCUCUUUAGAGCAAGCUUUUGAGAAAAUUGGCGUGACAAAUUUUUGGCGGCAUUUUGAUUCAUACAGCAAAGUUGGAGUGCUACAGAAGAAUAAUUCCUCUAUUUAUGAUGACGAGGUUCAGCUGGUGUUAUGUAAAGCUUUAGAAGAAAUGGCUUUGGAGAAACAGUAUCAGGAAAAGUGUUUGUUUAUGCUUGUUCAUGCUUUACAGUUACACAAGGAAAGUAUGUUUGAGGGAAAACAAAAUGCAGAUUCAGAAAGAGCACAUCUUUUCGCUAAAUAUCAGUUAAUGGUAUCUUCGGUUCUUAUGGCUAGUCUUCCUCUACAUUUUCCAGACAUACUCCAUAGGUAUUUUAAGGGAAAGCUGGAGGAGUUAAGUAGAAUCAUGGAUGGUGACUUAGAGGGCAAAAAUGAAUUUCAAGGUAAAGACAACAUGGAUUUAGAUGAAAAAGGUAAACACAGGACAGGUGAAAUGGAUAUUGAUGAAAGCUAUAACCAUGGGAAAUUUUCAGAGAAGAACAAAUUGGUGAAGCAUAUUGGGAAGGUUGUUCGUGAUCUUAGAAGUCUUGGAUUUACAUCUAUGACUGAAAAUGCCUAUGCGUCUGCCAUCUUUUCUCUUUUGAAGGCUAAAGUUCAUAAUCUGGCUGGCGAAGAUUACAGGAAUUCUGUUUUGGAGUCCAUUAAAGGGUGGAUAAAGGUUGUACCUCUUCAAUUCUUGAAUGCACUUCUUGCUUAUCUUGGUGACUCAAUUGGUUAUGAUACUCCUUCAUCUGGUCUGAAAUCACCUUUAGCUUCACACCUGUCUACUUGCUCUUCUGAAAUUGACACUCCUUCAGAAGGGCUCAUCAGAUGGCAAUUGCGGCUAGAGUAUUUUGCUUAUGAAACAUUGCAAGAUUUAAGGAUAGCCAAGCUAUUUGAGAUUAUUGUGGAUUACCCUGAGAGUUCUCCUGCCAUUGAAGACUUAAAGCAGUGUCUUGAAUAUACUGGACAACAUUCUAAACUCGUUGAGUCUUUUAUUUCUGCACUCAAGUAUCGCUUGCUCACUGCGGGUGCCUCAACCAAUGAUAUAUUGCAUCAGUAUGUUUCAACUAUUAAAGCUCUUCGAACUAUCGACCCAACUGGUGUUUUUCUUGAAGCAGUUGGUGAACCAAUAAGGGACUACUUGCGGGGAAGGAAAGAUACCAUAAAAUGUAUUGUAACCAUGCUUACUGAUGGGACUGGUGGGAAUCCAAAUGGAUCUGCAAAUACUGGGGAUAGCCUUCUUGAAGAAUUAAAUAGAGAUGAAGAAAAUCAAGAGAUUGCUGGCAUUGAUGAUGAUUUCAACUCUGAUGACAAGCAAGCAUGGAUCAAUGCUGCAUGCUGGGAGCCUGACCCUGUAGAAGCUGACCCCUUGAAGGGUAGUCGGAAUCGAAGGAAAGUGGACAUACUUGGCAUGAUUGUCAGUAUAAUUGGUUCAAAGGAUCAACUUGUCAAUGAAUAUCGUGUUAUGCUGGCAGAAAAACUUCUGAACAAAUCUGAUUAUGACAUUGACUCGGAGAUACGCACUUUAGAACUCCUCAAGAUACAUUUUGGAGAGAGCAGCAUGCAGAAGUGUGAAAUUAUGUUGAAUGAUUUGAUUGAUUCAAAGAGGACAAAUACAAAUAUUAAAUUAACCGCUGCCAAGCAAUCUCAAACAGGUGCUGAGCUGGGGGAGGAUGCAGUAUCUCUGGAUAUUCUUGAUGCGACAAUCAUAUCAUCAAAUUUCUGGCCUCCAAUGCAGGAUGAAGCCCUUAUUGUACCUGAGCCUGUUGACAAGCUUUUUUCAGAUUAUGCAAAAAGGUUUAACGAAAUCAAGACCCCUCGUAAGCUACUCUGGAAGAAAAAUCUUGGUACAGUAAAGUUGGAGUUGCAAUUUGAAGAUAGAACAACGCUGUUCACGGUGGCUCCCUUACAUGCUGCCAUUAUUAUGCAAUUUCAGGAACAAAAAAGUUGGACUUCUAAGAAUCUUGCUGCUGCUGUUGGGUUACCAGAGGAUGUACUGAAUAGAAGGAUAAACUUUUGGAUAAGCAAGGGAAUCCUUUCAGAAUCAGUGGGUACAGACUCUAAUGAUCACAUAUAUACGCUAGUGGAAGGCAUGGUUGACAGUAGUAAGAAUGGUGGCAAUAGUGGGAGUUGCGAAGAGCUCCUAGUGGGUGAUGAUGAGGGAGAAAGCACUGUUGCCUCAGUUGAGGAUCAAAUACGUAAUGAAAUGACUGUAUACGAGAAAUUCAUCUUGGGAAUGCUCACAAAUUUUGGUAGCAUGGCAUUAGAUCGAAUUCACAAUACUCUCAAGAUGUUUUGUGUAGCUGAUCCUCCUUAUGAUAAGUCACUCCAACAACUGCAAAGCUUUUUAUCUGGACUUGCGUCUGAAGAGAAGUUGGAACUUAGAGAUGGAAUGUACUUUCUGAAGAAGUAAUUAAGUAAAGAAUUUUAUUACAUCCAAGUCCUGUUGCACAGACUCUUAUGGUAGAGGUAGCUUUCUGAGGGCAGGGCAGCUUCAUGGCAAGCUUGUGUUCCCAGUAUUUAGUUGGGAUGGCCUUUUUCAUCAGUAAUGACUUACGCGAGUUUGGAGCAUUUUGGUGGCUUUCCAUAUUUAGUUGGAAGUAUUCUCGGAAAUACCCUAGAUUGAAGAAGAUUUCUUCGUCGUUUUUCUAACCGAAGACAAUACUCGGAGGCACACAUACUCAAGGAUCCAGUGAUUGACUGUAAAAGAAGCUUUCCGUGUUUUAAGAUGCUGUAAAUUGCUGUUUAUGAUGUUUCCCUCUUUAGUAUUCAAUUAGUUCAACUUU
Messenger RNA from Pistacia vera, 3025 nucleotides. RefSeq names its product anaphase-promoting complex subunit 2-like. Gene Ontology annotation, molecular function: ubiquitin protein ligase binding. Lineage: Eukaryota; Viridiplantae; Streptophyta; Magnoliopsida; Sapindales; Anacardiaceae. The record is from RefSeq and is a predicted model, not a curated record. Gene Ontology annotation, cellular component: anaphase-promoting complex. Bases 1 to 2652 code for a protein of 883 amino acids. Gene Ontology annotation, biological process: ubiquitin-dependent protein catabolic process. The transcript has 17 exons.